Messenger RNA from Cladophialophora yegresii CBS 114405, 2637 nucleotides. RefSeq lists its product as uncharacterized. Gene Ontology annotation, cellular component: nucleus. The record is from RefSeq and is a predicted model, not a curated record. Lineage: Eukaryota; Fungi; Ascomycota; Eurotiomycetes; Chaetothyriales; Herpotrichiellaceae. The transcript has a single exon. The coding region runs from base 1 to 2637 and encodes 878 amino acids. Gene Ontology annotation, molecular function: ATP binding; nucleic acid binding; RNA helicase activity.
AUGUCACGCUUCUACGCGCGAUACGUGCCGCCUGCGAAGACGUUGUCAGACGAAACUAAUGCUAGUACGCAGCCGAGCUCUAGUUCAGACAAGCGUAAGCGCGACGAACAGGUCUCUCAGCCAAAGAACAAGAAGUUGAAGACUUCAAAGUCCGCUACCCAGCCUCCUACAGCGCUGUCGGAUCAAUUGGGCCCCCACAGCAUUCAUCCCAGUGAAACUUUCUCCUCUGCGAACGGGAACGUCAUCCUCGAUAAGUACCGGAUCACCGAGACGGCAAAGUCCGGGGGCGCCUCAGUCCAGGUAAGGACCAAACGAUUCAAGGGACCGCCCCAACAAGGCGAGCCAGAGGUGCGAAGCGAAGCUGCGGAAGAAGGCGAUGACCCGGGCAGUAGCAAUAAAGGAAGACCCGAGAAGGCACUUCGAGGACAAGAUGGAGAAGAACAAGAUGGGGAAGCGCAAGAUGAGACCCGGGCAGUGGCCAACAAUCACCGUGGAGUAGACUCAGAACGACAUGGUGCUGUACAGCUUGAACACGAAGCUGUGCCGAAACGCAAUAAGAGAGGUGGGAGGCCUGAGCGAAAUUACGCUGGAAAGGAGGCUGAGGAGACAGAGGAUGCGGCGCGUGCACAGAAGCAUGCUGCUGUCCUCUCAAAGUUCGAAAAAUCCAAGCAGCAAGAUCAAUUACAAACAAAGUCCGAGGCAACACCUGAGCAACCAACCCCAGAAUUACAUGGCCUUGAGCCAAUUCCUCAGCCUGAGCAGGUAGACAUUGUGCGCGAGAUGCCCGCCUACUCGAUUCUUCCAGCCUGGCAAGAGAAUCCCCUCCUUGUCCCCUCUGAGACCAACAAAGAAUUUAGAUCCUUCGGGCUUGCAGAAGUCCUGGCCGGAAAUCUGAGAAGGAAAGGUUUACAUCAACCCUUGCCAAUUCAAGCAGCAGUGCUGCCAUUGCUGCUUAAUGGUCCGGGUAAGCAUGCUGGCGACCUUUGCAUUUCAGCUGCCACAGGGUCUGGGAAAACUUUGUCAUAUGCCUUGCCCAUUAUAGCAGCACUAAAAGAUCUUCCUGGAAGAAAGCUCAGAGCUGUUAUUGUCGUGCCCACAAGAGAACUGGUAAAGCAGGUGCAGGACCUGUGUGAAGCUUGUGCGGCAGGAACUUCACUCAAGUUUGCAACUGCUGUAGGAAGCACAUCUCUCAAUGACGAGCAGCAAACGCUGGUCAAGGAAGAGAAGAUCUACGACCCUGAGGAGUACGAGAAAUGGCAACAGAGUCCUAUUGACUGGUCUAACUUUUCGCUGGCAGGUUUGGCACGGAAGGCGAAGGAUGAAGACCCGCUGGACUUAGUCGGCUACAUAACUCGAUAUCGGUCCAAAGUUGACGUGCUCAUUACCACACCAGGUCGCCUAGUAGAUCACCUCAGAUCCACCCCGGGGUUCACGCUCGACCACCUGGCAUGGCUCGUGGUGGACGAGGCAGACAGAUUACUCAACGAGAGCUAUCAAGAGUGGGUCGGUGUGGUCAAACCAGCUUUAGAGUCUCAAGCGGCCACGCAAAGGAGAGAUCAAUUGCUCAGACAUAUGCGCAUGACACCGCCAAAGCGAAGAGUGACGAAGAUCCUGCUCUCUGCAACUAUGACACGGGAUUUAUCCAAACUCAAUGCCUUGGGAUUACACAACCCGAAGCUGGUUGUCCUUGGUGGCGACAAGCCAGGCCAGAACAGAGACGAGGCAGAAACUCCCGCGCCCGAUACGCAGGACGCGAUGUUGCCGCAAAGGGAUGACAAGGAGACAUUUCACCUUCCCGAGACGCUUAAGGAAGUGGCAAUUCCCCUUCCAGACGGUUCAGAGAAACCAUUGUUCCUGCUCGAGCUAGUGAGGAAGCACAUUGGAAUAACUGCGCCAGUGUUCAAGGCUGCGACCAGUACCAGCAAUGCCUUGGUGGACACAGGGCUGAGGUCGGGUUCGACCCCAGAAUUGUCAUCUGGACCUGAGGAAUCUUCUUCCGAUGAAGCAAGUUCGAGUACGGACAGCGCUUCAGAGACGGAGAGAAAUGCAGGGCCGCUCAAAGAUGCCACGGGUACGGAGCCAAAGAGCAAGCAGCGUGAUCAGGCACCCCGAGCUCUGAUUUUUGCACGCUCCACCGCCUCCGCCGAGAGGCUCUCCAGGUUGAUGUGUCUCCUCGACCCUGAGCUGGCGAAGCAGGUUUCUACUUUGACCCGAAGCACCGCCUCGUCGGCUUCAUCCCGGCGGGCUCUGGCUUCCUUUCGUAACUCCAGAAUAUCAAUCUUGAUCGCAACCGACCGGGCCUCACGUGGUCUCGACGUUCCCGGUCUCGAGCAUGUCGUAUCAUACGAUGUACCUAACAGUGCUUUGACCUACGUUCAUCGCGUGGGACGGGCUGCGCGGGCUGGUAGAGGAGGUCAAGCAUGGACGCUUGUGGAACAUAGGGAAGCGGCCUGGUUUUGGCGGGAGAUAGGAGGUAAAGGCAAGCAGCCUUCGUCAGCGAAAGCACUCGCCGAACCCUCCAUUCACAGGAAGGGAAAACUGUCCAAGCUUCAGCUGAGCCUUGAGCACUCAGACCUCAAACAAAAAUACGAGGAAGCGCUUCGACAACUAGGACAGGAAGUGUUGGCGAAGCCAUGA